Molecule: messenger RNA, 2913 nt
Organism: Asterias rubens (European starfish)
Lineage: Eukaryota; Metazoa; Echinodermata; Asteroidea; Forcipulatida; Asteriidae
Product: somatostatin receptor type 2-like
Exons: 2
Coding region: 1119-2159 (346 amino acids)
Biological process (GO): neuropeptide signaling pathway
Cellular component (GO): neuron projection; membrane
Molecular function (GO): G protein-coupled receptor activity; neuropeptide binding
Source: RefSeq, a predicted model, not a curated record
GUCCGCUGACAGGAACUACAAUUCUAUAUCUCGCAACACUGUGUCACCACCCGCUGUUCAAACCGAUAACGGGUUUUCCUCCAUGGCGUUGUGAAGAGCGUGCGAUUGGGGGCUAUCAGUGAUGUGAUCUUCUCUGUACAACACGCGACCAGAUAACACCUGUCUGGAACUCAAACUGCCUGCGCUUGGUCGUUAGCGCACUAUGACGCGGGAAUUAUGUGUACGGUCAUAAACGGUUUUGCUGUACUUAUCUCACCAAGCAAGAACUUCACACGGUUUGUCUCGCUCGUGCGUGGCUCGCCUGGACGUAGCGUCAGUAUCCAAGAUAAACUAACCGUGUUUUUCACACGAUGAGGUUUUAAUUAAGUGACCCCUCUCCUCGUAAUUCUGUCAAUAUUUUCUUUUGUUUAAAACUCUGUAUACCAGUGUCUCUGCAGCCUCCUCACGGAAAGGUGUUUUAAUAAUGAGAUAAUGAUUGAGAUGAAACAGUGAGCGGCGGAUCGUUUUGUGGAAGGUCUAUACUCGAUCAAAGGGGCGAGGACGCGUUUCUGGUUUUAGGGAUACCAAGGUAGUUCAUCAACUGAUAGCACCAGUUCACGAAACAGGAUCGAGCUGCUUCUCACUCACAACGAACGUUGCUCUAAAGGAAAACUCUCAUCAAACAUUACGGUUACUCUUCGGUCGACCAAGCCUUCGUCUGUCGGACUUUAAGCCGUUAAAGUGUGUCUGCCUGACUAGACGUGGAAACCAGUCGUCCAUAGAGCAGCAGCCUCUAUCAACCCAACACAUUUUGUGCUGAUCGAGGUAAGAGUGACGCGUAGCUUUUGACUCGUAUCAAGACUACACGAGCAGAUUACGGCGUUAAGUUGACCGUUGUUUUUUAUUAGUUGUCGAGUGGAAGAGCUGACCUAUUUUUUGGUGUACCCUCGAGACCAUAGCGCCAUCUGUUGUCCAUGACAUUUGGAAUGACUAAUCGCUGCGAAUUAAUUAAACCGUAAUUGGAUCAACUGUAAUAUUCAUCAUUGUCAAACCGGGAUCUUGCAGACAGUUUUGUUUUUUUACUUUGAGGAACAAAACCUUCGGCACAGCGUGGCAAGUGGAGCAUUGUUUGUGCAAAAAUGGCGUCCGUCGGCAAUUCUACCGAGGAGCCGUUUGCGGACUUGUAUGGUGAUUCUGAUUGGAUCUACUCUGUGACCGGGUCCUUUUCGUACAUUGUUUGCGUCAUCGGACUGCUGGCGAACACCUGGGUCAUCUGCGUUUUGCUAUGCAAGCUCGGACUAAAGACCGCUGGUAAUAUGUACAUCCUCAACCUGGCCAUUGCCGAUGACCUUUUCUUAGCUGGUCUUGCCCUCCAGGCUGCCUACCAGAUCACGGAGGUAUGGCACUUCGGGGAGUUUCUAUGCCGUGCCGCGCUGGCGUUCGACGGUCUGAAUAUGUACGCGAGUGCCUUCUUCGUGACGGCUUUGAGCAUCGAGAGGUACAUGGCUGUCAGCCGGUCCAGCCGGGCCCGGCUCCAUCGCAAACGGCGCCAGGCUGCUGCUGUUAGCGUCAUCAUCUGGGUGAUUUCUAUACUAGCCGCCAUUCCGACGCUUCUAGCAAGUUACUACAUCACCAACACGAGGGAAGACUACAUCUGCAUCACGACGUUCUCAAACUUCGGCGAACCGGGCGUUGAGUUCUGGAACCAGGCGUUCAUCACCUACAACUUCGUUCUCGGACUCUGCGUGCCGCUACUGGUAAGCUGCUUCUGCUACGGUAUGCUGAUUGUUCAAAUGAGACAAGUGUCAAUGCGGAAUGACGCCGGUGCUGACGUCAAACGCGUCACGCGUAUCGUCACCGGAGUGGUCGUAGUCUUCUUUCUGUGCUGGGCGCCGUUCUAUCUAGUACGAAUGAUACUAGUCUAUAACCCAAGCCUCAUGUACUGGAGUGGUAAACCAUUUGUGUUCGAGCUUAGUCUUUGCUUCACGUAUAUAAACAGUUGUGUCAAUCCUUUUAUUUACGCGCUGAUUAGUGAGAAGUUCAGGGAGAACUUACCGUGUUUGGCACUCCGGGGUCGCGGAUACAUCAGCGGGAAAAGAACUGCCGUCUGUGACCGGAACUCGACGGCACUGACGGACAUCCAUCGGAACUCUGUCAUAACAAACAAUGAUUCUAGUUAGAUAAUCUACUCUCUGAUUUUGAAGAGCUGUGAACUUCACGUGAACUUCGUGAAAUGUUUUCGCUGAAGAGAUUUUUUGCGUUGUCCGGAUUAACUUUAGCUGGUUCGCGGUACAGUGCAAUGCUGCGCUGGUAACAGUGGCAUUAUGUCUGCCUAGUGAACAUAACUCUAUAAAAAGACCCGCCUGUGCCAUGGUACCAAUGUUAACGGGUUAUCAUGAAGACGAGCAGAGUAUACUGUUCGAAACGUCGAGACCACGCGGGAUCGUUACAGAGCCACCACUCCCCCAAACAAUAUUUAUACCUGGUUGUACUGGCAUGUUUACUAGAUAUAGUUAUAGUUAGGUUGUAACAAAUUGUGGCUAGUUGAAUUGUUUAACAAAACAAUCUAACCUCAGCAGGUAAACACUUCGGCGGUGGAGCAGCAAAAGUAAAGUCUACUAGGAGUCUUUCCUUGUAAAAUGGCACAAGCGUGAUAAAGUUCUAAAGGUUAAUAACCUCCAACAAGGGAACUUUCAAGAGCCCCUUUUCAUGCAUAAUCAACGAUUUUGUAUUCCACGCAGUAAAUUCAAACGCCCUCUUUUUCAUUAUAAAUACCAAUGAAUUAAUCAGCAGUAAAUGAAAUGAUUGUCGAGGAAUAAUUUAAAGUAUUAUUGACAUUUGAUAUCAUAUUAAAUCUAUUCAUUUGUUACCGUCUCAUAAAGGCAUUGGACACUAUUACUCAAAAAUAAAUGUCGGCAAAAAAACUUACUUUGU